AUGCCCCAUCGGUACUGCUUGGCUCAGCCAUUACUCAGCCCACCCACUGCUCGCCUCACGGUUGCUGCACGGCUGCACUCCACUCUGCUACUGCACCCAAUAACGUCAUCGUCCAACGUCUGCCCUUCUUCGCCCUCCACCACCUGCGCUUCUGCUCCCACUCCCAGAGCCCGUCUGCGUCUGCGUCUGCGCCUGCGUCCGCGUCCAAGCUCCCGGCUCAAUGGCCCAUGGCCCUCUAUCCUAUCCAUCCGUUCCCCAUCCGCUGCCUGUCAGCCGCCUCGACGCGCCCUCUUGUGCGCCUCCUUGUUGCGUCUUAGCGCUGGUAUAGCCGCCAAGGCUGAGUCGUGGGUGACCUUCUGCAAUCAUGGCGGCGGCGCAAUUGCCUCUCGGCACGUGCCAGACACAUCACCCAUUGGUGGAUAG
Bipolaris oryzae ATCC 44560 is the source of this 423-nucleotide messenger RNA. RefSeq lists its product as uncharacterized. The coding region runs from base 1 to 423 and encodes 140 amino acids. The record is from RefSeq and is a predicted model, not a curated record. Lineage: Eukaryota; Fungi; Ascomycota; Dothideomycetes; Pleosporales; Pleosporaceae. The transcript has a single exon.